Molecule: messenger RNA, 1418 nt
Organism: Leptopilina boulardi
Lineage: Eukaryota; Metazoa; Arthropoda; Insecta; Hymenoptera; Figitidae
Exons: 6
Coding region: 190-1329 (379 amino acids)
Biological process (GO): sensory perception of taste
Cellular component (GO): membrane; dendrite; neuronal cell body
Source: RefSeq, a predicted model, not a curated record
UUACAUAGUACGUGUUCUACUUCUAAUAUCAAACAGUUCAUCAAGUGUGUUAGGAUAGCGGUUUAAUUUAUCUUUAUAAAAAAAAAAAAAAAUUAUUCGAAUUUUAUAUUAUAAUGAGAAAUAUAAUCAUGAUAGCACUUUCUUGGAAUUUGUUUAACAACUUUUGGUGUCAAUAAAUACAAUUUAAAAAUGUUUACAACAAAAUCACCGCAAAUUUUUACAAUCUCAAAAAUGAAACAACUUCCCAAUGAAAUGAUGAAUGAUGAAAAAUUAUGGUUGGAAUUAAAACCAAUUCUACAAGUAUCACGACUCUUUGGUCUUGCUCCAGUUUCCUUAAAGAAUUCAAAGUGGACUUUUUCUAAAAUUGGAUUACUCUAUUCCGCACUGUGUUUUGCAUUCUAUAAUUAUAUAUUCAUCGAUCGAAUUCUUAUAUACAUUAAAGAAGAUUGGGAAAUUAAAUUAUUAAUUCUCUAUGUGACAAUUGUUGUUACAACGGGAUCUUGCGUUAUUAUGGAUUUUAUUAAUUGUCUAUUGGGAUAUAAAAAAUUACAGGCAUAUUUAAACAAUAUAAGACGUUUCGAUUUAUCAAUGAAGUCAAGAUAUUGUAAAUCUUCAGAUAUGUUGAUUAAAUUAUAUUGGAGAGUACUUAUUGGAAUUUUAAUAUUCCUUCUUCCAAUUUCUGUACUUACUUAUAAGGUUGAUCAAAAACCAAUACUGGGAGCAUUUACUUAUUUUAUGUUUUGUGCAGUAUUGAUGAUUGGAAUAUUAAAAUUUCUUGCCUUCACUAUGAUUAUUUUUAUUAGAUUUCGAGAAUUUAAUAGUAAAUUGACCGAAGAUGUGACAUUUGUAGUUGAAGCUAAAGAAAAAAAUAAAAAACUCAAUUGGCAUGGACUUUGGAAGAAACAUAAAUAUUUAAUAGAAGCGUCAAAAAAAUUAAAUUCAAAAUAUUCUCUUCAACUUUUACUAUGGUUCUCAGUACUCUCUUUAAAUUCAAUUUUACAAAUUUAUGAAUUUCUUAAAGGUGAUCAUAAAAUUAUUGAAAAUAUUCGGGAAAUGUUACUUGCAUUAUUUUUUAUUCUAUUAUUAACAGCAUUAGCAACAAUUUGUCAUUUUACUGCUGAUGAGGCUAAACAAAUGGCUAGUAUAUUAUCAUCGCCUGAAUAUUGUCAAGAAUGUAAUUUUCAAGAUCAACAGAUUGUUUUUUCACUUGGUCAAUAUUUUCAAUUCAACGAUUUUAAUUUCUCAGCUUGUAAUUUUUUCAACAUCAAUCUUGCUGUACUAUUAAAAAUAGCCAGCGCAAUAAUAACAUAUCUAGUUAUAUUAAUGUAAAAAGAGAAACUUUAAUUACAUAUAUAAAAAUGAAGUAAACUCUCUAAAUAUGAAUCAGUGAAAAAGUCACUGGUCUCAAAUCAGUCGCU